This is a messenger RNA of Salvelinus fontinalis (brook trout), 9829 nucleotides long. RefSeq names its product plexin-A1-like. The transcript has 32 exons. Gene Ontology annotation, molecular function: semaphorin receptor activity; protein binding. Gene Ontology annotation, cellular component: semaphorin receptor complex. The record is from RefSeq and is a predicted model, not a curated record. Gene Ontology annotation, biological process: semaphorin-plexin signaling pathway involved in axon guidance; negative regulation of cell adhesion; positive regulation of axonogenesis. Lineage: Eukaryota; Metazoa; Chordata; Actinopteri; Salmoniformes; Salmonidae. Bases 392 to 6061 code for a protein of 1889 amino acids.
AUUCAUACCGAUCAGAACGAGGCUUUUACUUGCUAUUGCGAGCUCAGACCGCAUACCACUCCAUUCAUGCUGUGAGAAGCUCAAGACUCGGAACGCGGAGCUUUUGGACGAGAAUCGUGACAGUCGUGGAAAUGCCUUCAAGUUUAAUAUUUUAACCAUGCUGAAGAAAACAAACCCCAAGAUCACAAUUAUCCGGCUGGCGGCCGCGGCUCUGGGGACCAUGUUAUAGACGACAGAGCAGAGACACAGAGCCCAGAGGACGCCAGGCCAGAGCUACACCACCAUCCCCUCCCUUCCUUCCUUCAGCCUGGUGUAGGACAGCCACAGCUUCAGUAGAGGAAGAACAACACACACACACUCAGGAACCUCUCCUCACCUACCAGAGCCCAACAUGAUCUGCCACCCCACCCCAGUCCUGGGAGGCCCUCUCCUACCCUUCCUCCUCCUGUUGUCGGGGGUGUUAGCCACCAUUCCCAGCGACCUCAGGACAUUCUCCCCUCCAGAGGGGGGGCUCACACACCUGGUGGUCCACAACAAGACAGGUGAGGUGUAUCUGGGAGCGGUCAACUGGAUCUUCAAGCUGUCCAGCAACUUGACCAAGCUCCGCAACCACGUGACAGGCCCUGUGGUGGACAAUGAGAAGUGUUACCCCCCUCCUGGUGUCCAGUCCUGCCCCCAUGAACUGGCCCAGACCAGUAACGUCAACAAGCUGCUGCUGCUGGACUACGGUCAGAACCGCCUGAUCGCCUGCGGCAGCACCUCCCAGGGGAUCUGCCAGUUCCUCAGGCUGGAUGAUCUGUUCAAGCUGGGUGAGCCCCACCACCGUAAGGAGCACUACCUGUCCAGCGUGGCCGAGGCUGGCACCAUGUCUGGGGUAGUCAUCGGUGGAGACGCGGCCGGGGGCGGGGGAGGGGCUGGCAAGCUGUUUGUGGGCACGCCCAUUGACGGCAAGUCAGAGUACUUCCCCACGCUCUCCAGCCGCAAGCUGAUGGCCAACGAGGAGAAUGCCGACAUGUUCAGCUUCGUCUAUCAGGACGAGUUUGUCUCCUCGCAGCUCAAGAUCCCCUCGGACACGCUCUCCAAGUUCCCCGCCUUCGACAUCUACUACAUCUACGGCUUCAGCAGCGAACAGUUUGUCUACUAUCUGACCCUGCAGCUGGAUACCCAGCUCACCUCGCCCGACGCCAGCGGGGAGCAGUUCUUCACCUCUAAGAUCGUCCGUCUCUGCGUGGACGACCCCAAGUUCUACUCCUACGUGGAGUUCCCCAUCGGCUGCACCAAGGACGGGGUGGAGUACCGUCUGGUGCAGGACGCCUACCUCAGCCGACCCGGGACCAAGCUGGCGCGCUCGCUGGGCAUCUCAGAGCAAGAGGAGGUGCUGUUCACGGUGUUCGCCCAGGGCCAGAAGAACCGGGCCAAGCCCCCCAAGGAAUCAGCCCUGUGCCUGUUCACCCUGCGCCGCAUCAAGGAGAAGAUCAAGGAGCGUAUCCAGUCCUGCUACAGAGGAGAGGGGAAACUGUCAUUGCCCUGGCUGCUCAACAAGGAACUAGCCUGCAUCAACUCACCACUCCAGAUAGAUGAUAACUUCUGUGGGCAGGACUUCAACCAGCCUCUGGGGGGAACCAGCACCAUCGAGGGUCUGCCUCUGUUCGUGGACAAGGACGAUGGCAUGACCUCGGUGGCGGCCUACGAAUACCACGGCCACACCGUGGCCUUUACCGGCACACGCAGCGGACGCAUUAAGAAGAUCCUGGUGAAUUCUAUCAACCAUCCUGCCAUGCCUUAUGAGAAUGGGGUGGUGAUCGAGGGGAGUCCCAUCCAUAGAGACCUGCUCUUCAGCCCAGACUACCAGCACAUCUAUGCCCUCACAGACAAACAGGUGAGCCGUGUUCCAGUGGAGAGCUGUGAGCAGUACUCCUCCUGCAGCGCCUGCCUGGGGUCAGGAGAUCCCCACUGUGGCUGGUGUGUCCUUCACAAUGUGUGUUCCAGGAAGGAUCGUUGUGAGAGGGCUGAUGAGCCUCAGCGUUUUGCCUCCCGAGUGGAGCAGUGUGUCAAACUCAGUGUCCAGCCUGGAAACAUCUCUGUCACCAUGUCCGAAGUCCAGCUGGUGCUGCAGGCCCAGAAUGUGCCUAACCUUUCAGCAGGGGUCAACUGCUCCUUUGAGGAUUACACUGAGACAGAGGGACGCAUCUUUGGGGGACGCAUCUACUGCCUGUCCCCUUCCACACGAGAGGUCGCCCCCAUCACACGCAACCAGGGGGACAAGCGUACUGUGAAGCUGUAUCUGAAGUCUAAGGAGACAGGGAAGAAGUUUGCCAGUGUGGACUUUGUCUUCUACAACUGCAGUGUGCACCAAUCGUGUCUGUCAUGUGUCAAUGGCUCGUUCCCCUGCCACUGGUGUAAAUACCGCCACAUGUGCACUCAGAACGCCAAGGACUGUUCCUUCCAGGAGGGACGGGUCAACGUGUCAGAGGAGUGUCCCCAGAUCCUGCCAUCUACCCAGAUCUACAUCCCAGUGGGGGUGAUGAAGCCCAUCACCCUGCUGGCUAAGAACCUGCCUCAGCCCCAGUCUGGACAGAGGAACUACGAGUGUAUCUUCCACAUCCAGGGAGCCACCUACAGUGUCACCGCCCUGCGCUUCAACAGCACCAGCAUCCAGUGUCAGAGGACCUCGUACGACUAUGAGGGUAAUGACCUAAGUGACCUGCCUGUGGAUCUCUCUGUGGUGUGGAAUGAAAACCAAGUCAUCGACAACCCCUUCAACAUACAAGCCCACCUGUAUAAGUGCUAUGCGCUGAGAGACAGCUGUGGGAUGUGUCUGAAGGCUGACCCCAGGUUCGAGUGUGGCUGGUGUGUCCAGGAGAAGAAGUGUUCUCUGAGGCAGGAGUGUGCACCGCUGGACAGCAGCUGGAUGCACCCCACCGCUGGCAACAGCCGCUGUACACACCCCAAGAUCACUAAGCUGUUUCCGGAGACGGGGCCGAGACAGGGGGGCACCAGGCUGACCAUCACGGGGGAGAACCUGGGCCUACAGUUCAGGGACAUCCAAACAGGAGUGCGUCUGGGCAAGGUGCCCUGUAUCCCCAUUGAGGAGGAGUACAUUAGCGCUGAGAGAAUUGUGUGUUUGCUAAAUGAUGCCACGGGCUACAGAGUGCAGGAGGCCAACGUGGAGGUGUGUGUGAGGGACUGCCUGACGGACUACAGGGCCCUCUCACCCCGGGCAUUCACCUUUGUGACACCUUUCUUCACUCGAGUGCUGCCUGCUCAGGGUCCUCUCUCUGGGGGCACCAGGGUCACCAUUGAGGGCAACCACCUCAACGCCGGCAGCUCUGUGUUUGUCAACAUCGGACGCCACCCCUGCCACUUCAAAAAGAGAAAUGCCCGGGAGAUAGUGUGUGUGACCCCAGCGGGGCUGACCCCAGGCAGCACACCAGUCAUGGUGGACAUCGACUCUGCUGAGCUGAGGAACCCAGAGGUCAAAUAUAACUACACCGACGACCCCACCGUCCUGAGGAUUGAACCCGACUGGAGCAUCGCUAGUGGUGGAACCCUGUUGACCGUCAGUGGAACUAACCUGGCCACCAUCAGAGAGCCUAAGAUCAGAGCCAAGUACGGCUCCGCCGAAUCCUUCCAUAACUGCACAGUGUUUAAUAACUCAGUGAUGGUGUGCCUAGCCCCGUCGGUUACUGACUCCGAGAGGGGCUUCUCAGACACAGGCAGUGGGCCGGAUGAGAUCGGCUUCUACAUGGACAACGUCCACGCUCUGAUGGUGGUCAACGAGACGUUCAGCUACUACCCCGACCCCGUGUUCGAACCCCUCAGCCCCACCGGGGUCCUGGAGCUCAAACCCACCUCCCCUCUCAUCCUCAAGGGUCGUAACCUAAUCCCUGCAGCGCCUGGUAACUCCAGGCUGAACUACACGGUGUUCAUCGGGGAGACCCCCUGUGUUCUGACCCUGUCUGAGACUCAGCUGCUGUGUGAAUGGCCCAACCUCACUGGACAGCACAAAGUCACAAUCCGGGUGGGUGGGUUCGAGUACUCCCCUGGUACUCUCCAGAUCUACUCAGACAGCCUGCUGACCCUGCCUGCUAUCAUCGGUAUCGGCGGAGGUGGUGGUCUGCUGCUAUUGGUCAUCAUCGCUGUGCUCAUCGCCUACAAGAGGAAGUCCCGCGAUGCUGACCGCACCCUGAAACGCCUGCAGCUGCAGAUGGACAACCUGGAGUCCAGAGUGGCCCUGGAGUGUAAAGAGGCCUUUGCAGAGUUGCAGACAGACAUCCAUGAGUUGACCCAGGAGCUGGACGGAGCGGGCAUUCCCUUCCUGGAAUACAGGACCUACGCCAUGAGGGUCCUCUUCCCUGGCAUCGAGGAUCACCCCGUGCUCAAGGAGAUGGAGGUACGGGUCAAGGAGGUCCAGGCCAACCAGGAGAAGGCCUUGACCCUGUUUGGCCAGCUCCUCACCAAGAAGCACUUCCUGUUGACGUUCAUCCGCACCCUGGAGGCGCAGCGCUCCUUCUCCAUGCGUGACCGUGGCAACGUGGCGUCGCUCAUCAUGACAGCGCUUCAGGGGGAGAUGGAGUACGCCACAGGGGUUCUGAAACAGCUUCUAUCUGACCUCAUUGACAAGAACCUGGAGAGCAAGAACCACCCCAAGCUGCUGCUGCGCCGAACGGAGUCUGUUGCUGAGAAGAUGCUGACCAACUGGUUCACUUUUCUCUUGUACAAGUUCCUAAAGGAGUGUGCUGGGGAGCCUCUGUUCAUGCUGUACUGUGCUAUGAAGCAGCAGAUGGAGAAGGGGCCUAUAGACUCCAUCACAGGAGAGGCGCGCUACUCACUCAGUGAGGACAAGCUCAUCAGACAGCAGAUUGACUACAAGACCCUGACUCUCCACUGUAUGAACCCGGAGAACGAGAACGCCUCGGAGGUGACGGUGAAGGGGCUGAACUGUGACACCAUCACCCAGGUGAAAGAGAAGCUGCUGGAUGCAGUGUACAAGGGCAGCCCCUACUCCCAGAGACCCAAGGCUGGGGACAUGGACCUGGAGUGGCGUCAGGGCAGGAUGGCCAGAAUCAUCCUUCAGGAUGAGGAUAUCACCACCAAGAUCGAUAACGACUGGAAACGCCUCAACACACUGGCCCACUAUCAGGUGACGGACGGCUCAGUGAUCGCUCUGGUACCAAAGCAGAACUCUGCCUACAACAUAUCCAACUCCUCUACCUUCACCAAGUCUCUCAGCAGAUAUGAGAGCAUGUUGCGGACAGCCAGCAGUCCAGACAGUCUGCGCUCCCGCACCCCCAUGAUCACCCCUGACCUGGAGAGUGGUACCAAGCUGUGGCACCUGGUCAAGAACCACGACCACUCUGACCAGCGCGAGGGUGACCGCGGCAGCAAGAUGGUGUCUGAGAUCUAUCUGACCCGUCUGCUCGCCACCAAGGGUACGUUGCAAAAGUUUGUGGAUGACCUGUUUGAGACCAUCUUCAGUACGGCCCACCGCGGCAGCGCCCUGCCGCUCGCCAUCAAGUACAUGUUUGACUUCCUGGACGAGCAGGCCGACAAACACUCCAUAUCAGACUCAGACGUACGGCACACCUGGAAGAGCAAUUGUCUGCCUCUGCGGUUCUGGGUGAACGUGAUCAAGAACCCCCAGUUUGUGUUUGACAUCCAUAAGAACAGCAUCACAGACGCCUGUCUGUCUGUGGUGGCCCAGACCUUCAUGGACUCCUGCUCCACGUCAGAACACAAGCUGGGCAAAGACUCGCCCUCCAACAAGCUGCUCUACGCCAAGGAUAUCCCUAACUACAAGAACUGGGUGGAGAGGUACUACUCCGACAUCUCCCGUAUGCCGGCCAUCAGCGACCAGGACAUGAGUGCCUACCUGGCUGAACAGUCCCGGCUGCACCUCAGCCAGUUCAACAGCAUGAGUGCCCUGCAUGAGAUCUACUCCUAUAUCGUCAAGUACAAAGAUGAGAUCCUGUCUGCGCUGCAGAAGGAUGAACAGUCUCGUAGGCAAAGACUGCGCAGUAAGCUGGAGCAGGUCAUCGACACCAUGGCCCUGGCCAGCUGAGGAAUGGCCCGCCACUGAGGGUCGGAGAGGGUAGCAGCUAGGCCUUCUCUCACUGACCCCAGCUCCUAACCCCAACACAACGUGUAAGAACUGCAAGGACACAAGCAGUACACUGGAGACCCACCAGAGUUAGGCCUGGGCCCCGGCACAUCCAAACAAACCCUCAUUUAUAAACACUUAACGUCCGUCUGUCGCCCCGAGAAAGUGUCUUAUCAUCACGGUCUUCAUCACUGGUUUCAGUUUGUCUUCCGUGUUGAUUAUCUACCCACAUACAGGACAGGGACUGUGAAGCAGCUGGCUAAAGAGGCCAGGAGAGAGAGAGAGAGAUAUAUAUAUAUAUAUAUAUAUAUAUAUAUAUAUAUAUAUAUAUAUAUAUAUAUAUAUAUAUAUAUAUAUAUAUAUAUGUAUAUGUAUAUAUAUAUAUAUGUAUGUAAGGGGGGCUAUGGAGAAAGGACUUCAUUUAUAAAGGCCCCCCCAUGGACGCUUCUGACGUGUCAGCAGUCUAUCAUCAGAGACUUCAUCAACUUUCAUGGACGUCAGUUUGAUUUUCAGAUCCAUUUUAUUUCUAUUUGGUUGAUUUAGUUGUUGAUCUUGUGUUUAACAACUGCCUACUCUCUCCGUUGGUGUGCCACUUGUGUUAAUGCUGAAUUUGCACAAUUUACAAAAAAGCUAAAUCAAAAGAAGAGGAUAUAAAUAUAGAUAUAUAGAUAUAUAAAUACAACUUCAUUUUUAAAGAAACAAAUGAAAAUAGUCAAAAGUUUUCCAUUUUAAUGUACAAAAUACUUUGAAAGAAAAGGAUUUGAUAUUUCAAAGACUGAACUAUGAAAUCUUGUCCUGUGCCAUGUUUUAUUUAAAUGUUGUUUAGUGCAAAAACUUUUUAUUUAGAUAAAAUGUGUUAUGAUUCAAAUGUUGUCAUGCCUAGUGACUGAAGGUGAGAGUAAAGUUUUAAAAAAGAAAAAAUUUAAUGACAAAAAAAUUGUAGAAGCAAGUCAACAAAUCGUUAGGUCUUGGGGCCUUUCCUGUCUUGGGAGAACAUUUGUUUUAAUGGUACUGGAAAUGACUGUAUUUUAUUCCAGUAUUUAAUACAACCAGUGCUAUCGUGGCUUUUAGAAAAACCAAAGGCUUGUUUUUUUUUUAGUACAACUCAGAGAAAAACAGCCUCCUGUGUUAGCCGACAACCUCACAUUCACAGCCACCUCAAUGAGCAGCCCUCUUGGUUUCAUCCACCACCAUGCACGCCUCUGUGCACAGGCUCCGGACCACAGCAAAGUUAGAUUACUUUUGUUCUGGGACCUCAAGGUUGUUUGGGAGGCAAGUAACGUAGCUUAAAGUACUGUGAUACUCCACAGAAGGAUUCAUUGGGUUUAGCGCCAUGUUAAAUGUAGCAAAGGUUUAAUUCACCCACUACCCUUUCAAAGCCUUCCUGAAGUUUUCCAGCUGUCCCCUUCCCUCAGAUAGAUCACUGUUAGACUAUCCUACAGACUGUCAUGGUGGACACUGAGGUAGAGGUUUGCAGACAAAGAUGAGAGGAGUUUUUAGGUAGAGCUUUGAGUGAAGAGUAAUCCCUCCUGAUUUUAGCCCGUCAUGAGAGCAAGCAUUGUCACUAGUGACUUCAACAUUCAACAGUUCUUUUUUAUUGCAAUUAAAAAGAUGGUUUAAUUUUUGUUGUUGGUGUGGUGAAAGUUGUAUGAGUUGUUUUCUUUGUACUCUGCAGAAACCAAACAUUGGUUGUGCUAGCAGAGUAGACUCUCCCAGGGUCCCUUAUGUUCUGUAACGGCAUCUGUGACGAGCGUCAUUCAAAGGAGAAAAGAGGACUUUUGAAGCACCAAGGAAGGUGAACAUUCAGAAUUCUCUUUUCUUCGUUUUUUAGUCUGCUGUGAAGAUGAAAAAAACAGCGACAAAUAUUUUGAAAUGCAAACAUCUGUGAUGUGACAAGAUAAUGAAAUGUAGCUCAAUCUUUGUGUGUUUUUUAACCGCCGGAUGGUUUUUGUUUCCUCAGAAACCGGAUACCUUUGUGAAAUGUCUCCCUUUAAUAUGUUGCAUCGAUUCCCUUUUGGUCAGUGUCCUCUGAGAUUAAAGGAGAUAUGGAGGAAAAACAAACCAGAUAAAUGUUUGAGAAACCUCUGAAAUAUUUAGGUCAGUUCUCCGGUGAGAGCCGUGUGGAUCACACAGGCUGGAGUUGUGAUAUGUAACCUUGGGCCAUCUGUCCAGCUAUCCUACAUCAGGCUUCAACAAAGAUGGUGGGAUUUAAUGAAAAUGAAAAGCAUUUUCUCCGUUUAUUUAUUUAUAAUUUUUCAGUUUGAAAUGGGAGCAGGUCUCAAUAACACAUGAUAUAUUUGGUUAGACAUUUCAGAAAAUAUAUGGAUUUUUAAAAUUCAUCUUAGUGUUCUGCAGGGCUCUUACUCCCAUCCUUCUCUCUUGGUCAUUCUCCAAUAUCAACUCCCUCUAGUCUCUACUCUCCAUCCCAGGCCUGCCCUAGUGUUGGAAACUCAAUAAAGGUACUCCUAUACGGUACACCCCACCCUUCCACCAAUCCCUUCCUCCCCUCCCAACCAAACACAAAAGGCUGGACUGUAUGUAUGUAUUGUAUUCUUUACUUGAUAUCUGAGAGCAGGGCGUAUGGAGUAUGGAGUAGUAAUUCAACUUAAACAGGGUUAUCUGCUCGUUACUGGUUUUUCCCAUACCAAGAGAAGGCCUCUCGUAGUGCAGGUUCGGCAUUGACUUGACCACUUUUCUGUUCCUUCACCCUAUUUGUGAUGGUUCUGCUCUGUCACUGUUCUUCUGUUAAGCAUAUUUUAUUACCUGAUUGUGCACAUUUGUCUCCCUUAUUUGUUUAGUGGAUGGAAAAUGUUUCUGUGUGCUGCCUCCCUCCCGCCACACACAAGCUAGGCUUUGAUGACUGUGAUUGUAAAACAGCUGGUUGCGUUACAAAGUCUCCAGGGGGUUCUCCUGCUUUGAUGUCCUUUUGCUCCUCUGUUAUUUAAGUGGAAGAUGUUUGGAUGAUGAUGAUCAGCAUCUUGGCAGGAUUAUGGAUUAACGUGGUAAUCUGUAAGGUUACUCUAUAGAGUAUGAAACAAGUUAUAUUGUAAGUACUGGGGCAGUUGGUCUCUCAUGUUAUGUUUUGUGUUGUUGUUAUUUCAUUUUACUAUGCCACUUGUUGUGUAAAGAUGAAAAGAAAGAGACUUCUCGCCAGAACUCCUUUGAAGUAGUCUCUACUUAUCUUUUGUUGUUGUGUCUGUCUGCCAUUGCGAGUUGGGUGGAAGACAGAAAGGAAAGCCAGAGGGAGAGAUCCAAAUGCUGUUUGAUGAACACAGAGCUUUCACUUUGCACAUAGUGCCUUGUCAGCUCCACCUUCCCACAACCCUCUACGACCCCUCCAUUACCCACAAUCCACCACCUGACCAUGCCCACUCAUUACACUUUCACAGGUUUCCCCCUCUGCCACUGAACAACUUCUAUCCCUGUCCUCCCGAUUCCCUCGUUUGGUUUGUUUUGGCAUAUUGGAAAGCAGUUCCUUUUUUCAAAGUAAAUUUUAAAAGGCUUAGGAUCAAACAUAAAAAUAUCUAGACACAGAUUUAAGAGAAAAUAGAAACUAAAGAGUUGUAAUACUUUCUGAAUUCUGAUACCUUUUUAAGAGUUUCAGAUUUGAAGCAACUGUGACAGGUUGGCUGUUUCACGCUCAUGUAAAUAUUCUGCUCUUUCCUAUUUUGCAGAUUUAUUACUUGUAAAUAAACACGCAUCAAGGAGAGAUUAAACUUUUUUGCAAAA